This is a messenger RNA of Eublepharis macularius, 240 nucleotides long. It is a transcript of the gene SCRG1, whose product is annotated as stimulator of chondrogenesis 1. Lineage: Eukaryota; Metazoa; Chordata; Lepidosauria; Squamata; Eublepharidae. The record is from RefSeq and is a predicted model, not a curated record. Bases 1 to 240 code for a protein of 79 amino acids. The transcript has a single exon.
AUGAAGAUGCUAUCCAGUCUUCUUUUCCUGAGCGUGUUGCUUUGUGCAAACUUCACACUGUCACGCCAUCUGUCAUGUUACAGAGAAAUGCUAAGAAACCACAACUGUCACAGCAUCUCAGAGGGAAAAGCCAGCCUUCAACCAAUUGAUGGAAGUCUUCAAGAUCACUUCGGCGAGGGAAAAGUCUGUAAAAUGGUCUGUUAUUGCAAUUUCAGUGAAUUACUGUGCUGCCCAAAGUAA